AUGUCGACCGCCGACGAGAAGGACCAGUACACCAUUGGCGUGGACGCAUCAACCGACCACGGUGUCAAGGAUAUCAUCCAUGAGAAGGGCAACAACAUUGGCGAAGCCGCCGAUCUGUACGGUGACCUACAGACAGCUGAGCAGUACGGAUACGUCGAGCGCGGCCUCAAGUCGCGACACAUCCAGUUCAUCGCUCUUGGCGGUACCAUCGGUACUGGUCUCUUCCUCGGUAUUGCCACUGCUUUUGCCAACGCUGGUCCUCUUUCUGUCCUUCUUGGUUACACCAUCACCGGUUGCGCUGUCUUUGGAAUGAUGCAGUGUCUCGGCGAGAUGGCUACUUGGCUUCCUCUUCCUGGUGCCAUUCCUCAGUACUGCGCUCGCUACACGGAUCCUGCUCUUGGCUUCGCUGUCGGAUGGAACAACUGGUACCAAAAUGCCAUUACUCUGUGUGCUGAGAUCUCUGCUGCCGCACUUGUUAUCAACUUCUGGGAUCAAGAAGGCAAAGUCUCACCUGCUGUGUGGAUCACAAUCAUCAUCGUAAUCAUCGUGGGCCUCAACAUCUUUGCCGUCGGCAUCUAUGGUGAAGCCGAGUUCGUCUUCGCGUCGAUCAAGAUUAUCACCAUUUUGGGCCUGCUCACUGUCGCCCUUGUUAUCAUGCUCGGUGGUGCGCCUGACCACGACCGUCGUGGCUUCAGGUACUGGAAGGAGGGCGCGAUGAAGGAAUACGUCGGUACUGGCGCCACUGGUCGCUUCACUGGUCUGUGGUCUACUCUUGUCAACGCCGCCUUCUCUUAUGGUGGUGUUGAGAUGGUUGCCGUUGCUGCCGGUGAAGCCGUCAACCCUCGCAAGAACAUUCCCAAGGCCGUUCGUCGUGUCUUCUGGCGUAUCCUGUUCUUCUACGUCCUCGGAUCCUUCAUGAUCGGUGUCACUGUUUCCAGCAACGAUCCUGCGCUCACUGACGAGAACGCCAAGGGCGCUCAGAGCUCGCCAUGGGUCAUCGCCAUGAAGAAUGCUGGUAUCCCAGCUCUGCCCCACAUCAUCAACGCGGUCAUUCUUACCUCUGCGACCUCGUCUGGCAAUGCUUUCCUGUACAGUGGUUCGCGUUACUUGUUCGCUGUUGCCCAGAACGGCCAAGCCCCCAAGUUUCUGUUGAAGUGCUCCAAGAGUGGUGUUCCUUACUACUGCGUCGCGAUCACCGCUUCCAUCAGUCUGCUCACCUACAUGAGCGUGUCCACCGGUGCCAACACCGUCUUCCUGUGGUUCCAGAACUUGACCACCAUUGCCCAGCUCUUCACCUGGUGCUCUGUCUGCUACACCUACACUCGUUUCCGCAAGGCACUCAUCGCCCAGGGCGUUGACCGCAACACUUUGGUCUUCAAGAGCAAGUGGCAGCCAUACACCGCCUGGGUCGCCUUCGUCUACUUCGGUUUGAUCAUCAUCUUCAACGGUUUCAAGGUGUUCACCCAGACAAAGGGUGGUUGGGGCUCCGACCAGCUUACCUCCUUCUUCACUGCUUACGUCGGUAUCCCCAUCUUCGUCCUGUUGUUCGCCUUCUGGAAGAUUUUCAAGCGCUCAAAGAUGGUCAACCCUGCCGAGGCCGACAUUUGGUCUGGCAAAGCUGCUCUUGACGCUGAGGUCUGGCCGGAGCAGCUCCCCAGAAACGCUCUUGAAAAGUUCUGGUUCUGGCUGUGCUAA
Messenger RNA from Ascochyta rabiei, 1695 nucleotides. RefSeq lists its product as uncharacterized. Bases 1 to 1695 code for a protein of 564 amino acids. Lineage: Eukaryota; Fungi; Ascomycota; Dothideomycetes; Pleosporales; Didymellaceae. Gene Ontology annotation, cellular component: membrane. Gene Ontology annotation, molecular function: amino acid transmembrane transporter activity. The record is from RefSeq and is a predicted model, not a curated record. The transcript has 2 exons. Gene Ontology annotation, biological process: amino acid transmembrane transport.